Messenger RNA from Culicoides brevitarsis, 609 nucleotides. RefSeq names its product histone H3-1-like. Bases 1 to 609 code for a protein of 202 amino acids. The transcript has a single exon. The record is from RefSeq and is a predicted model, not a curated record. NCBI's taxonomy places the organism in Eukaryota, Metazoa, Arthropoda, Insecta, Diptera, Ceratopogonidae. Gene Ontology annotation, cellular component: nucleosome. Gene Ontology annotation, molecular function: protein heterodimerization activity; structural constituent of chromatin; DNA binding.
AUGCCUCGGAUAAUACACAAAUCUCCGAGACGCGCAAACCGAAGACCUACCGAAAACCCUUUAGGCGAAGAGCUGAAUUCCUCCUCGUAUGAAGAGCCUGAUACAGAUUUGAAUGAAACGCGGAACUCCAACUUGAACACAACAAAAAACAAUGCUGCACACCAAUUUCGCAAUCGAUCGUCUUACAGUGUAGCGGACAUGGAACUGACUAGAGGAGCGGACAGAAGUUUACGUUCUAGUUACAGAUUGAAUCAAUCGCGUGAAUUGCCACGAGGAGCUGGUGUUCGCAAACAGACGAAUCCGCGUCGAUUUAAGCCAGGCACAAAGGUGUUAAGGGAGAUUCGCAAGUAUCAAAGUACCACGAAGCUACUCAUUCCGAAACUGCCGUUUUCGCGACUUGUUCGUGAAGUAUUACACGAAUAUGCACCAGCCGAUACACGAAUUACACCACAAGCGUUACUUGCUUUGCAGGAAUCGAGCGAAAUUUAUCUCACUCAAUUUUUUGAAGACUCAUUACGGCUGGCUAUUCAUGCAAAACGUGUAACUGUAAUGCCACGAGACAUGGAUCUCGUGAAAUUUCUAAGAGGCCAAUGGAAUUAUCUAAAAUAG